AUGAGGUUGGAGGAAGAUGGCAACAUAGACUCGGAAUGCGUUCAGCUGUUGUCAGAGCUAAAGGAGAAGCGAAUUCCAGCCUCACUGGAAGUUGGACGCAUACUAAAGUUUACUAACUUGAGAUGGCAUCAUGAAGGAAUUCAAAACGUUGAACACGAGCAAUAUAUUACAGAAAUGUGUAGUCGAGUCAAAGAGCUCCUUACAUCCCACAUCAACGAAAUCUUGCAAAAACUCGGUCCUCCAAAUCCACUGAUGGAAGAAGUCACGCGUCACGCUCUCUUUUGUCGUGACCACACUCAUUCGUUUCAGGGCCGAGCAGAUAUUUUGCAGGUUAUCCACAAUUACGUGACUGGAACCGAUUCCGUAAUGCCGUUAGUGAUUUACGGUGAAUCUGGAGUUGGCAAGACGUCACUGAUGGCAAAGGUUGUCAUGGAGAUACAGGAAAAGAGCAGGAAUGGAAAUCUCGCUAUAAUGUAUCGGUUCUGUGGAACCACUCCAGAUUCGUCCACGGGUCGAGCACUAACUGAGAGCUUUUGUAAACAACUCAAAGAAGUGUAUGGAAUUACCGACGAGGUUCCCGAAGAUUACAAAAGCUUAUGUGAAGUGUUUCCCUCAUUUAUGGCACACACUGCCAAGGAACGACCGCUGUGUAUAGUGAUUGACUCUCUGGAUCAGUUGACGGACGAGGACGGCGCAAGGCGCUUCUUAGAAUGGCUUCCACGUAAACUACCUGCGCAUGCCUGUAUGAUAGUGUCAACUCUCCCUGAGGAGGGUGGGUGUAUGCAGCGUUUAAAGACAUUUGGGAUCCCAGCUAAACAGUUCUUGCAGGUGACGCGGCUCGACAUGCAUGAUGGACCUGCUAUCCUAGAUGCUUGGCUUGGAUCAGUCAAAAGAAGGCUGACCCUGGAACAGAGAGAGCUUGUUUUAGAGGCUUUUAACCACUGUCCAUUGCCUUUGUACCUGCAUUUGCUCUUUAACAAAUGUCGCUCUUGGCCUUCAUACAAAAAAACCGCUGACAUCACCCUUGCCCCUGACGUCUCCGGAAUGAUACACUCUCUGUACCAGGACCUUGAAAAGUACCACGGUGAAAAGUUUGUGGGAAGAGUGUUGGGCCUAUUGGCCGCUGGGACUGAUGGGAUGAAUUCAGACGAUAUCCUUCAUCUUUUGAGCUGUGAUGAGGAACUCUUACAGGAUGUGCUUGUCUGGCAUCAGCCACCAAAACGCCGCUUGCCGCCACUUCUACUGGCUCGUCUAAAGCACGAUCUCGGUCUCUUCUUAGUGGAGAGGGGUGCGCACGGGGUUUCACUACUGGCGCUCUAUCACAGGCAAUUCUUCGAAGUUGCCAAAGAAAGGUAUCUCAAAGGUGAUCGUCACAGAGAAACUCACAGCAAGAUUGCUAAAUACUUCUUCGGAGAGUAUCACGAAAAAUAUGGCAGCGAACGCGCCAUUUCUGCGCAGCCCCACGCCUACUCCUCGGUCGCUCUCAACCUUAGGAAACUGGACCGACUUCCCGUGGCACUUUACGAGGCGCGCGACUUUGACGGAUUGCGAAGUACUCUGGGAGAUUUAAGGUUUGUCCAGGCGAAGUGCAUGGCGGGAAUGGGAUAUGACCUUCUCGCGGAGGCCACUAAGGCAGUCGGUUGUGCUGUUAGCGAAGACGCUGAUCGUGAGGUGAUUAAAGAUCUUCAAGAUAUUUUGGGAUUCUUACGCAGUGAGAUACAUAUCUUGAGCCGUUUUCCUGCCCUCACAUACCAGCAGGCAGCCAUGUACCCUCAACACGGGUGGAUCGCAAAACAAGCAGAGCAAAUGCGUCAGAAAUUUGAUCAACCCAACCCGAACAAUAUCUCUGCCCCAGAGGGGUGGGUGGAAUGGAUAAACAAACCUCAGGUCCCCGAAGCCUUCGAGCUCGAACUCAGUGGACACUCCAAGAGCGUUCUCUCCACAUGUUUCGCGAGAGAUAACAGGACCUUGUUGUCUGGAUCAGCUGAUGGGACCAUCCGAGUUUGGAACAGUCAAACCGGGGAGCUGCAUGCCCAACUUGAAGACCAUCAGGGAGCUGUCACGUGUGUACGGCUCUCACCUGAUGGUUCAAUGAUGGCAUCUGCCUCAGCAGACAAAACCAUUCGGCUCUGGAAAUUUCCAGGCAAUGAAACUAUAAGGAUCCUUGAGGGACAUGAAGAACGAGUAACAUGCAUUGCCUUCUCCAAAGAUGGGCAAAGAUUGCUUUCGUCUUCUAAAGACAAGACCCUCAAACUUUGGGACCUAAGCGGCGAUACGAACCUGGCGACACUUCCUGGACACAGAAGUUCCCCUCUAUCGUGUGCCUGGUCCCCCGUAGAUGAUUCGGUUGCUGCCUCGUGCGGGGACAAUCUGGAACUCUUCAUAUGGGACCUUAACAAGAGCUCCAUCAGACUUACCUUGGAGGGACAUCAGCGAGACGAUAACCCAAAUUUCCCUGUUAAAGACAGUUUGGAAGGCCUAAAGGAUCUGGACUACAAAUCCCUCAUUUGGUCAGUAUGCUUUACUCCCGAUGGAAAGUACCUUGCUUCCGCGUGUGUUGACAGUGACGUCAUUUUGUGGGACGUUAACAGUGGUGCGAAGAUUUGGACGUUUAAUCUCCCGAACGACGCCUCUACGGUGGCCUUUGCUCAAACCCAAUACGGAACGCGAUUGGCUGCCGGCUCCUCAGCCCAUCACACCGUUACUCUCUUUGACGCAAACUUUGAUGACGUCAGUGGUAAACAAGUCAAUGGUAGUUUCAGGACCCUUGCCUUGCUCGGCGGUCACUCGAACUGGGUGAUUGAUGUGGCCUUUAAUGAAGACGCGAGUCGACUGGCGUCCGCAACCUGUGACAAAUCCUUGCGCGUUUGGGACGCCACUGCAUCAGGUCUCGCUUUAGCAGUUGCUACUGGCUUAAUCAAACGACACAGAUAGAAUGAUACAUCCAAUAAUACAUACAUGUGACUUGAGACAGUAAUUGUUUUUCUUCAAAGUCGGAUAUGAGUACUGACAAGAAAAUUAUGCAGGGAAAGAAUCAGAUUGCAAGAUUCAGGAUACUACAAACCGAGGCAGGUGAACAUGUUAUGUGUAUAUCAUUUUAUACUGCUAGGUAAUGCUAAAUACAUUUCGAAUUGAAGUAUUAAAUGCCGAUAUGCUGAUGAUACUUCUGGUCACGCACUCGGUAGCUGCUGGCGUGAUUUUGUGUCUUUUGUGAACUACUUUGAAUAAUUUUUUGACGAGUGCCUAAUCAUUU
Molecule: messenger RNA, 3253 nt
Organism: Orbicella faveolata
Lineage: Eukaryota; Metazoa; Cnidaria; Anthozoa; Scleractinia; Merulinidae
Product: NACHT domain- and WD repeat-containing protein 1-like
Molecular function (GO): protein binding
Source: RefSeq, a predicted model, not a curated record